Messenger RNA from Pseudocercospora fijiensis CIRAD86, 324 nucleotides. RefSeq lists its product as uncharacterized. Bases 1 to 324 code for a protein of 107 amino acids. The transcript has a single exon. The record is from RefSeq and is a predicted model, not a curated record. NCBI's taxonomy places the organism in Eukaryota, Fungi, Ascomycota, Dothideomycetes, Mycosphaerellales, Mycosphaerellaceae.
AUGCAAGCCGCAAACGAGCUCCUCGGAGUACGUUCAGCACGAGCAUCGAACGCCGCCCGACAACCUGAAGACCAACAACAACAGAUCAGAACUGUUGAGAUCCGAGGCCGACCAUACCGCAUUCCAGCCCGCAUUUCCAAGGAGUUCUACCACGACCUCACCUAUUACGAAGACGAGGAAAUCAUCCGAAAAUACAGGCUCGAGCCAUGCAGAGUCGAGGAUUUGUUUGGCGGACAGCGAGGCUCGGCGGAGAGGAAGCGCAGCAGCACGAUUGUGGAGAGCAAGCAGGCUGCUGAUUCCCGUGGUCACUCCAGACGCGCGUGA